Molecule: messenger RNA, 3650 nt
Organism: Culex pipiens pallens (northern house mosquito)
Lineage: Eukaryota; Metazoa; Arthropoda; Insecta; Diptera; Culicidae
Gene: ClC-c
Product: H(+)/Cl(-) exchange transporter 5
Exons: 11
Coding region: 635-3355 (906 amino acids)
Biological process (GO): chloride transport; transmembrane transport
Cellular component (GO): membrane; Golgi apparatus; synaptic vesicle
Molecular function (GO): voltage-gated chloride channel activity
Source: RefSeq, a predicted model, not a curated record
CAGAGACGUCGGUCGGUCAUGCAAAAACAGUGUUGAAAACGGUAAAACAAUCGCGUUUGUGUGCAAAAACUCUACUUAUCGGUGUGAUUAGUGUACUCGUCCGUGUAAUUGUGAUAUUUUUGAUACCAUUUGUUUACCGUGAGGGGCGUAAUUUGGGUCAGCAGCAGGAAAAAAGAGAGGAUGUUCUUCGCCUCUUCUUAUUGUUGUUAUUGUUUUUGAUGCAUCGUAAAGAUCUCGUCAUCAUCAUUGAUCAUUAACCCUCGGACGGUGGUUCUGGCAGGAAAGUCACUUCCGAGGAAAAGUUUGAGCAAUUUGCGACGUGUUGAAAGUGCUAAUCAAUUUGUGGGCCGUUUCGUUGAUUCGCUUGAUUGAUUCUUUGUGCGUUACGAUCUCUCGAUUGUCACCUACGUGUCAGCUCGAGUUUCGUGAUUGUUUCGCGGGUCCCGUGUGAAAAUCCGCAGCGGCGGCAGCUUCCGCCCACCCGAAAGUUGCAAAAGUGCAUCAACUCAAUCAUAUACAAUGCAUGGCGUUAUCAUUGCUAGUUGAUAAACCCGUUCUCGCGCAAUUGCCGCCACCGUCUUAACAGUAAACUCAGCGAGCGUAACCCCGUGGAAGUAGUGUACCAGUACCUACUAUGGAAAAGUUUCCUUUGAAGGGAGCGAACAACCUGUCCACAUCAUCAACCGUGGUCGGCAGCCAUCCGCUGAGCGGAGAUCACCCCACGUAUCAGGCGGUCGGUAGAAAUAAGACGACUGGAUCGCCGAUUAAUGAGCGAGGCUUCAUAAAUACCACCUCGCUGUCGGUUGCGUCGGACGACGAAAUGAUCGACAUUACGCCAAAUAACGUAAGCAAUCCCAACUAUCAGUACCACUUGUCGUCGAACGGCAGUGGCGGAAGUGGCAGCCGGGAGGACGGAGUGGGCGCCAGCAGCAGUGUGGGUGGCAGCACCGGUUCGAUAGGAGGAGCAGCAGGACUUCACGCCGGUGGUGGUGGCAGCGAUAACGGUGGAGUGCGAACGACGCCCACGCAUCACGCGUCCAGAUUUGGGCGAGAUUUUCACUCGGAUCACGAAGAUUCUGUCGCCGUGUCCUUUUCCGGCCUUUUGGAAGGUAUCUCAUUCUCCGGGAUGACGGACACCAGCGACGACAUUCCCGGGAUCGGGCAGUACGAGGAUUUCCACACGAUCGACUGGCAGCGGGACAUUGCGCGGGACCGGAUGCGGCACCGGUACAUCGUGAAGAAGCGCCAGGACUCGCUGUGGGAUCUGAUCAAGGGGGCGCACGACGCGUCGUCGGGGUGGGUGUGCGUGCUGCUGGUGGGCCUGUUUACGGGGUGCGUGGCCGGUGUGAUCGACAUCGGUGCCAGCUGGAUGACGGAUCUGAAGUUUGGGAUCUGUCCGCAGGCGUUUUGGCUGAACCGGGAGCAGUGCUGCUGGUCGUCGAACGAGACGAGCUUCGUGAGUGGGAACUGCUCGCAGUGGUACACGUGGGCGGAGAUUCUGACCUCGUCGCGGGAGGGCGUUGGGGCGUACAUCAUAUCAUACUUUUUCUACAUCGCGUGGGCACUUUUGUUUGCCCUGCUGGCGGCCUCGCUGGUGCGGAUGUUUGCGCCCUACGCGUGCGGGUCCGGUAUUCCGGAGAUUAAAACCAUCCUGUCCGGGUUCAUCAUCCGGAGCUAUUUGGGCAAGUGGACGCUGAUCAUCAAGUCGGUGGGGUUGAUGUUGGCCGUGUCGACGGGGCUUAGUUUGGGCAAGGAAGGGCCGAUGGUGCACAUAGCGAGCUGUAUCGGCAACAUAUUGUCGUAUCUGUUUCCAAAGUACGGCCGGAACGAGGCCAAGAAGCGUGAGAUUAUCUCGGCUGCUGCUGCGGCGGGAGUUUCGGUUGCUUUCGGCGCACCAAUUGGUGGGGUGUUGUUCAGUUUGGAGGAGGUUUCGUACUACUUCCCGCUGAAGACGCUUUGGAGGUCGUUCUUCUGCGCGUUGAUUGCGGCGUUCAUCCUGCGAUCGAUCAAUCCGUUCGGAAACGAGCACUCGGUGCUGUUCUACGUGGAGUACAACAAGCCAUGGAUCUUCUUCGAGCUGGUUCCGUUCAUCGGGCUGGGCAUUAUGGGCGGCUGCAUCGCGACGCUCUUCAUCAAAGCGAACCUGUGGUGGUGCCGGUUCCGCAAGCACAGCAAACUGGGCCAGUACCCGGUGACGGAAGUGCUGGUCGUGACGUUCAUCACGGCCGUCAUCGCCUACCCGAACCACUACACGCGCAUGAACACCAGCGAGCUGAUCUAUCUGCUGUUUAGCCAGUGCGGAAUCUCCAACCGUGACUAUCUGUGCGACUACAACCGCAACUUUACGGACGUCAACUCGGCGAUCGAGAUUGCGGCGGCCGGCCCCGGCGUGUACAAAGCGAUCUGGCUGCUGACGCUGGCGCUGGCGAUGAAGCUGGUGAUGACGAUCUUCACGUUCGGCAUGAAGGUCCCCUGCGGGUUAUUUAUUCCGUCGCUGGCGCUCGGUGCCAUCAUGGGGCGGAUCGUGGGAAUUGGAAUGGAACAGCUGGCCUACCACUAUCCAAAGAUCUGGAUCUUCUCCGGGGAGUGUUCGACCGGGGACGACUGCAUCACGCCCGGGUUGUACGCGAUGGUCGGAGCGGCCGCCGUGCUGGGCGGUGUCACUCGAAUGACAGUGUCGCUGGUCGUCAUCAUGUUCGAGCUGACGGGGGGUGUGCGGUACAUCGUGCCCCUGAUGGCGGCUGCGAUGGCGUCCAAGUGGGUGGGCGAUGCCCUCGGCAGACAGGGCAUCUACGACGCGCACAUAGCGCUGAACGGAUAUCCGUUCUUGGACAGCAAGGACGAGUUCCAGCACACCACCCUGGCGGCGGAUGUGAUGCAGCCAAAGCGCAACGAGACGCUGUCCGUGAUAACGCAGGACUCGAUGACGGUGGACGACAUCGAAACGCUACUGAAAGAGACUGAGCACAACGGCUACCCGGUGGUCGUGUCCAAAGAGAACCAAUAUCUGGUCGGGUUCGUGCUGCGGAGGGAUCUGAACCUGGCGAUAGCCAACGCGCGUCGCCUGAUCGACGGCAUCGCGGGCCAGUCGCCGGUGAUAUUCACGUCGGCGCAACCCGUCCAAAACCUCGGCCCGUCGCCGCUCAAGCUGAAGAAGAUCCUCGACAUGGCGCCCAUCACCGUCACCGACCAGACGCCGAUGGAGACGGUCGUCGACAUGUUCCGGAAGCUGGGCCUGCGGCAAACCCUGGUCACGCACAACGGCCGGCUCCUGGGCGUGAUUACCAAAAAGGACGUGCUGCGACACGUCAAGCAAAUGGAUAACGAAGACCCGAACACGGUGCUGUUCAACUAGAACAAUUGUUGGCUUCCAGUUUUUUCAUCCCCCUUCUUCAUGAAAUGUUCCAUACUUAAAAAUUGAGCAAAAUACUUCUGCACCCAGGCAAUAACAAAGUUUUACACUCUGAUAUUGAAAAUAGUGUUUUUACAAACUUUGGAAGCGCAGCGAACAAGAGGAGAGAGUAUCAAUUAUAUUAUACAUUAUAUAUUUCUGUUAUAGAGAAUCAUACACAAGAAAAAAAUGAAUCACACCCUCAUUUAGCGACCUCCCUAAAUGGAAAAGAAUAUAAUUUAUUAGAGUUUAUUAAAAA